Messenger RNA from Elephantulus edwardii (Cape elephant shrew), 807 nucleotides. RefSeq names its product RWD domain containing 3 (gene RWDD3). Lineage: Eukaryota; Metazoa; Chordata; Mammalia; Macroscelidea; Macroscelididae. The record is from RefSeq and is a predicted model, not a curated record. The transcript has 4 exons. Gene Ontology annotation, biological process: positive regulation of hypoxia-inducible factor-1alpha signaling pathway; positive regulation of protein sumoylation. Gene Ontology annotation, molecular function: protein binding. The coding region runs from base 1 to 807 and encodes 268 amino acids.
AUGGCGGACCCUGUGCAGGAGGAGCUCUUGGCCCUGUCCGCGAUUUUCUGCGGGCAGGACGAGUGGGAGGUGCUGAGCCGCUCAGAGACAGAUGGCACCGUGGUCAGAAUUCACACAAAAGCUGAAGGACCCGCGGCUGUGGAUGUACCCUUAGAACUGGUGUUCCAUUUACCGGUCACGUACCCUCUGUGUCUACCUGGUGUCUCUGUUAACUCUGAACACCUGACCAGGGCCCAGUCUCUGAUGGUGAAAGAGAAGUUACUUGAACAAGCACAGAACCUGUUGUCGGAACCAAUGGUUCAUGAACUUGUUCUCUGGGUUCAGCAGAAUCUCAGACACAUUGUCAACGAGCCUGGCACAGGAAGAGCCAAUGAAAAGUGUGCUCUCCCAGCAUCCAGCACAACUGUCGAUGAGGGACUGUGGAUGACGCUUUUGCAUUUAGAUCACAUGAGAGCAAAGGCCAAAUAUGUCAGAACUAUAGAGAAAUGGGUAUCAGAUUUAAGGAUAACUGGAAGACUGAUGUUCAUGGGGAGAAUAAUAUUGAUUUUACUACAAGGAGACAGAAACAGCAUCAAGGAGUACCUGAUUCUUCAGAAAACCUCCAAAGUAGAUGUGGACUCAAGUGGAAAGAAAUGCAAAGAGAAAAUGAUUAGUGUCCUGUUUGAAACAAAAGUACAGACAGAACACAAAAGGUUUCUGGCAUUUGAAGUCAAAGAGUAUUCAUCGUUGGAUGACUUACAAAAGGAAUUUGAAACUGCAGGACUUAAGAAGCUUUUCUUCGAAUUUGUACUUGGGCUCGUGAAAUGA